GCUGCAUCCCAGCUCCCCGCGUUUGCGCUCUUUCCUAUAGCAGCCUGGAGGGAACAGCUCGCCGCCGAUGAAUGGGUGGCCUGUCUCCAGGCGUGGCUAGCCCUCGUCGACAGCCAUCUCUCCCUUUCGGAUGCAGAUCUCUUGGCUAUUUCGGCCAAGAACGAGAGCCUCUCGACCUUUCUCUCCUCGUUUACGCGGGAAGUCGUUUUUGGGGGCGUGGCUGUUCUUGGUCCCUCUCAGCUGGCGAAACGGCUCCUCAAAGACUGCUUCCUGCUCACCUCCAAACUUCUCCAGUCAUCCUCGCCACCCAGUGGACUGGCACAAUGGGAGUUCCUCGCCGACCUCAGCCGCGUCUACGGCAAGAAGAAGGCGCUCGGGCUUCUGUCAAGCCUGUCAGAGCCCUCUCAGACAGAACUUGAUACCUCGCUCUCCGGCCUCAAGAAGUUUCUCAUCAAGAACCUGGACGCCGGGCUACGGGGCGGCGACCUCAGGGCGAUCGAGGAGCGGCUGGAGAGGGCAAACGACCUGAUAGACGCCUCUCCGGCUGUUGCUGCCUUCUUCCUGGCCGGCAGCGACUUCCUCGACGGCCUCAUCAGCUGCUACACAAUCAUGAACCCGCCCCUCCGGAAGGUCCUCAUCGCCACGACAUAUCUAUGCCUCGUCGGGCUCUCGGAGGGGCAAAAGAUAUCCACACUAACCGACCAGCUCUACUCUCUCAAAGCCGCCGCCGACACACACAAGGCGGGGCCAACCAACGUCAACGACUCGCUUGUCGCCGAGCUGGUGACAUCCACCCCGCUGCUGCAACAGCUCGAGAGGAAGCUCGACGAAUCCGGCAGCACGUCGAGCCGGACCAAGUCCGUCCUGGCCGAGCUGGCCGCCUUCAAGAAGCCCGGCGGCGGCAUGGCGCGACCGAAACGGGCGGCCAACCGGCGCAAAGCCGACAAGGGCAAGGGGCUGGCCGAGUUCGACGAGGCGCAGGCGCAACAGGAGAUGCACGUGCACCGGAUGAGCCAGAUCUCGCAGAUCCAGGACCUGUUCCCCGAGCUGGGGUCCGGGUUCGUCGCGAAACUGCUCGGCGAGUACGGCGACGACGGCACAGAGCAGGUCAUCGCGCACCUGCUCGAAGACUCCCUACCAGCGCUCCUGCAGUCUGCAGACCGCAGCGAGCAGCUGUCCGCCCCUACAUCAUUAAAACCACACCCCGGCGAUGCCUUAGCGCCGCGCGCAACCCCACCACUGCUGCCGACGCGGCACAACGUAUUCGACGACGACGAGCUGGACCGGCUGUCGGCGGACGCGUUCCCGCGGCUGCAGCUGGGCAAGCGGCGCGGGGUGGACGCGGACACGCUGCUGGCGGACGGGACGGCCGCCGCGCCGGUCCACAAGGCGGCGAUCCUGUCUGCACUGGCGGCGUUCGACUCGGACGACGACGAGCGCGACGACACGUACGACGCGGCCGACGUCGGCGGCACGGUCGACGUGGGCGUGGGCGGCGGCGGAGAUUCGCUGGACGAGACCACGGAAGGCGCGCUCUACCGCGCGUACCUGGCGAUGCCGCGGCUAUUCGACCGCGACAGCGCGACGCGGCGCGGCGUGGACCGGGCGCGGCUGCGCGACGAGACGGGCAUGACGGACGAGGCGGUCGAGGGCUGGGCCGUGAUGCUGGGGCGCAGCCCGCAGGUGCGCCGGCGGCUGCACGUGCGGUACGGCGAGUGGAUGGGUGAGCAGAAGGCGAUCGAGUCGACGGCGUGGCGGGCGGGAGAGUCGGGCGUCGACGACGAGGGGAGCGACAGCGUGGGGCCGGGGCAGGGGCCGGGCGGGGCUAAGCGUGGGCGGGGAGGUGGUGGCAGGGGCGGAGGUGGAGGACGCGGGCGUGGAAGGGGACGAGGAGGAGCCGAUGGGGGCGGAGGAGGUCCUUUGGCGCCGUUAGACUCGGAGCACGCGAGACGUAGGAAGGAGGCCAAUAAGGGCAGCCGGGCAAAUCAUAACCGCCGCGACCAGCGUGCGAGGAAGAUGGCUAGAGGCGGUCUAUAA
This is a messenger RNA of Lasiosphaeria miniovina, 2037 nucleotides long. RefSeq lists its product as uncharacterized. The transcript has a single exon. NCBI's taxonomy places the organism in Eukaryota, Fungi, Ascomycota, Sordariomycetes, Sordariales, Lasiosphaeriaceae. Gene Ontology annotation, molecular function: ubiquitin binding. The record is from RefSeq and is a predicted model, not a curated record. The annotation marks the transcript as partial.